Ipomoea triloba (trilobed morning glory) is the source of this 1197-nucleotide messenger RNA. RefSeq lists its product as uncharacterized. The record is from RefSeq and is a predicted model, not a curated record. The transcript is spliced from 3 exons. Lineage: Eukaryota; Viridiplantae; Streptophyta; Magnoliopsida; Solanales; Convolvulaceae. Bases 20 to 1177 code for a protein of 385 amino acids.
CGGUUUUUGGGUGGGUGUGAUGAGGACUUUGUGCCCCAACUUGGACAGAAUGGAUGGGCUAGAAACGGUUCUUGAAGUUCCGAUACCGAAUGAAGUAUACUCCUCUCCCAAGGACGUGAAAGCCUGGGUCAAAUCCCACCGGGAACCCUCCAUUUCCGGCGGCCGGAACGCCGAAAUUCAGCUCUUGCUUGGCGUCAUCGGAGCCCCUCUUAUCCCUCAUCCCGUCCGUCCCCACCAUUUCCCCAACAACAAAAUCAACGACCAUCCCAUUGAGACGGCGAUGGCGAAGUAUAUAGUGUUGCAGUACAUGGCGGCGGCGGGAGGGGAGAGUGCGUUGGGAUGCAUUGAGAAUAUGUAUGCGAUGGGGAAGGUGAAGGUGGCGUCGGCGGAGUUUGUGUGCGAAGAUAAUGGGCUGAACAAUGGGGGGAAGAAGGUGAUGAAGAAGAUGAAGAGCAAUGGAGCGCAGGGUGAAAUGGGGGGUUUUGUUGUGUGGCAGAAGAGGCCGGAUCUUUGGAGCUUGGAGCUGCUGAUUUCCGGCUGUAAAAUCAGCGCCGGCAGCGACGGCAAGGUGGCGUGGCGACAAACCCCCUGGCAUAAUUCUCAUGCUGCCCGUGGUCCACCUAGACCCCUUCGUCGCACCUUACAGGGUCUGGAUCCAAUGUCAACAGCAAAUCUCUUCUCCAACUCAAUCUGCAGCGGCGAGAGAACGGUGAACGGAGAGGAAUGUUUCGUCCUGAAACUGGAAGCGGAACCCACAGCUCUGAAAGCAAGGAGCAGCAGCAACGUGGAGAUAAUGAGGCACACAGUGUGGGGCUAUUUCAGCCAACGAACCGGCCUCCUGAUCCAGCUACAAGACUCCCACCUUCUCAGAAUCAAAUCCCCCGGAAACGACGACGUCCUCUGGGAGACCACCAUGACGUCCCUCAUCCAAGACUACCGCACCCUCAAAGGAGUCAACAUAGCUCACGCCGGCAGAACCUCGGUUUCGUUGUCGCGAUUGGACCAAAACUCCCAACCUCACACCGUAACCAGGAUGGAAGAGGUUUGGAGCAUUGAGGAAGUCGACUUUAACGUUAAGGGCCUGUCUGCUGAUUCUUUCUUGCCUCCGAGUGACUUGUUCAACAAGAAGCAGGGAGAUAGAAAACUAUCUGCAUUCUUAUCCUCCAGAAAAACAUGAUUAAUUACAACAUAUAUUAA